Molecule: messenger RNA, 1149 nt
Organism: Lactuca saligna
Lineage: Eukaryota; Viridiplantae; Streptophyta; Magnoliopsida; Asterales; Asteraceae
Source: the annotation of a GenBank genome assembly
AUGUUCAUCACAUUGAGGAAAAAGAAGAAGCAAAUAUCUCCACCUGAAAGUAUACAAACUGAAACUAUGGAUACUGGCACCGUUGAAUCUUUGCAAUAUAACUUUAGUACAAUAAAAGCAGCAACAAAUGCCUUUUCGGAAGACAAUAUGCUCGGAAAAAACGGUUUUGGAGCAAUUUACAAGGGUAAGCUUGGAGAUGGACUAGAAAUUGCAGUAAAGAGGCUAGCAAGGGAUUCUAGGCAAAGUGACAUACAAUUCAAGAAUGAGGUUUUGCUUGUCGCCAAACUUCAACAUCGUAAUUUAGUCGGGCUGCUUGGUUUCAGCUUAGAAGGCAAUGAACGUCUUCUCAUCUACGAGUUCUUGCCAAAUACAAGUCUUGAUCAGUUUCUAUUUGAUCCAACUAAGCAUACAAUUCUUGAUUGGGAUAAGCGAUACAAGAUUAUCAAAGGGGUGGCCAAUGGACUAUUAUACCUUCACGAGGACUCGUGUCUAAGGAUAAUUCAUCGUGAUUUGAAAGCCAGUAAUAUCUUAUUAGAUGCUGAAAUGAAUCCUAGAAUUGCAGAUUUUGGAAUGGCCACAGUGUUCGACCCUGAGGAAUCUCAAGGUGACACAAAUCGGAUUGUAGGAACCUAUGGUUAUAUGGCACCAGAAUAUGCAACGCACGGCGAAUUUUCAGUAAAAUCGGAUGUAUUUAGUUUUGGAGUUUUAGUGUUGGAACUAGUAACAGGUCAAAAAAACCAAUGUUUUCAAAAUGGAGAGGGCACCGAAGACCUUCGUAGCUAUGCAUGGAAAUGUUGGCGAAAUGGGACUGCGAAAAACAUUAUAGAUCCUACAUUAAUGACCGGAUCUGCUUUGCGUGAUAUCUCUAGAAGUAUCCACAUUGGGUUAUUAUGCGUUCAAGAAACUGCUUAUGACAGGCCAACCAUGGGUGCUGUUGUUCUUAUGCUUAAUGGUUUCUCUCUCACACUUCCAGUACCAUCAAAGCCUGCAUUUUUCAUGCGUAGUACCAUUGAUCCUCAAUUUCCACUCCUUCAAAAGUACAGUGCUUCAACUGCGAGCAACAGUUUAGAAAAAAUUAAAAUAUCAAAAUCAAGAUCACCCCAAAUUUCGGUAAAUGAUAUCUCAUUAUCUGAGAUAGUUCCUAGAUAG